Molecule: messenger RNA, 3320 nt
Organism: Sphaeroforma arctica JP610
Lineage: Eukaryota; Ichthyosporea; Ichthyophonida
Exons: 12
Coding region: 1-2751 (916 amino acids)
Biological process (GO): proteolysis
Molecular function (GO): metalloendopeptidase activity
Source: RefSeq, a predicted model, not a curated record
AUGAUGCUUCCCGAUCGUCUCAUGCGUUAUAUUUCAGUGUUUUUGCUAACUUUGAGCCAGGUAGCCGCUCAAAAUGUUCCAAAACAUAAGAACCCCGCCACCAUCACCUUGUUGAACGAUAAUGAAAAACCCGAAAGCUGUGAUAUGGGCAUAUCAAUAUCAAUAUACGAUAUAGAUGAUCAUGCGAUAACGUUGUACGAAUGGAACAAUAUCUGCUUGCACGGUGGGCGCAAAGCAGUCAGCAUCACAGGUUUAGAAACAUAUAAUGACGAAAUUUUUACUUCAGAUGAGUACACUACCAUCGGCGGAACACAGGGUGCAGACGAGAGGCCCCUGGCAGUGGCUGUUACUGGGGCUCUCACCAAUGAUCGUACGCUGUAUGUAAGCGUAAGGGACUGGGAGGUGGCUGACUGUGUUGUGCACCUGAAGAACAAUAUAAAUGAGAACCCUACGUGGGCUACCUGUACCACAGCAGUGUCAAGAGAUGCGGAUGUGAUAUUCGACACCAUCGGUGUACCAAAUAUACCUACUAGAAGGAGAAGAAAUGGGCACUACAAAAGGGCCGAUACUUCUGAUUCGGAUUUUGACACAAAACGUGCCAGGCGGGCUCGUACCAGGAGUGGUGUGAGUCGACCAGAUGAGAAAACACUGAUUAGGAAAAGAAGAAAUACCAGUAGUGGUGACAAGGUCACUUUCUACACUGUCGAGCUAUAUAUCGAAAUUGCAAACAGUUACUUCCAGGCUUUUCGCACCGAUUUCUACGAUGCGAUUGAUUCCGCUAUGGCGACAGUGGCUGGGGCUAACCUUAUCUUCGAAAGAGAUCUGCAAAUCACUUACAGCGUAUCGCGUGUGAAACUGCGCGGUCCUGACCCAGAGCUGUGGCACAACAAUACAGAACCAACACCACUCAAAACCAUACUGGAGGACUGGAGGUCUGAUGUAAUAAACAACUCUGGCAUGAAUAUCUCCACAUUCGAGCAUGCUCACUUGUUCCUGGAUGUGAAUACCGUCGACCUCGGCGCUGCCUAUCAGCCCGGGCUUUGUAGCGACUACAAGUACUCUGUAUCACGGCUCAACAUCACACAGCCGCAAGUGAUUACCGAUCACCUGAUGAACCAGGACACUCUGACGCACGAGUUCGCCCAUUCGUGGAGUGCCCAGCACUGUGACCCCACAAACAACCUGGACAUGUGCCACAGCUACACCAUGUUUAGGAGCAGCCAAGGCACCUACGCAAUAAGUCCUCGAGACGAUGUGAGCGUUAAUAUCGAAGAUUUCCGCGGUAUGAUUGAUUCGGCUACGUGUCUGGGAAGAAAAACGGUCGACUGCUAUGACGUGCAGUUUGAUGAUAUAGUAACAUUGCCUAGUGCGAGUCCCGGGCCAAGUCCCUCUGCGACUGCAAUGAGCACACCCACAGCCUCUGCCUCAUACACCCCGUCGAGUUCAGUGACACGCACGCCAGCUCCUUCAGUUGGUAUCGUACCUUCUAAGACUCAGGAGAUCAUACAACCCAUUAAGGGACCGAACGAAAGCGUUGCCAACGUGGUGGACACCGUCAUUGGAUUUGGCAGGAACAACAAGCAACUGAGCGCGUCAGUAUUUGCCACGUUCCAGUCGCACGCCACCACUCAGCAUGCCGAGUUUCCUUCAACCACUAUGUUUAAGCCUGAGGUCGGCGAGCAGCCCUUCACCGCUGCUGUACUGUUUUCACCUGGUUCCCUGAUACUCAAUGUCGACAAUCCUGCGAAGGCUGUAUUUGUCAAGACACUCACUAAGUUCUUCGGCGUUUUCAUUUACAAUGAUGUUGUCGAUGAGUUUUAUGCCAAGGCGAAGAUAUCCGGGAUGUCGGGAAUGUGGCUUGUAUAUCUGCCCCACCUACUCAUGCACUUAGACAACGUCCAGCCUGGGACAUUGUGGCAGUACGAGCUGACAGCCUACCAAGACACCGUGCUCUCAUUGGUCAAGCUCACCCCCGGCGCAACCUACACCAAGCGAGACCACCAUAUUAAUCACAUAUCGCAUAGCAAGCGUAUCAAGUCACGCGAGGGAGAUGUCAGUGUCGAAGGGGGUGCGCACCACCUGAUCCCUAUUGAGGGCUCGUUUGGCAUUCAGGACGGACUGUACUUCUACCGCCCAGCCGACUGGUACUUGCACAUCAAUUCGUGCAACCCUGACGACGCUUCCACCAGUUUCGCCGAUGUCUACUACCUACGACCCAGCCCCGCCGCGGGUGAGACGACCGUUUCCGUAUACAGCGAUACAGAUAUAGAUGCAGACGGGAAGUGGGUUGAAACCGCCUGGGAUGUAAGCCAGGGACACAUGGCAGUGCACAAGAUUCUUGAUGUCAGCAGCCACCAUUUGCGCGUGACCACUGAGUGUGGGGUGCUGCACUGGCUGAAGCGGAGUCAAUGGGAACGGGUACGAAGCAUCUGGCCCACCAGUCUGCCCGGCUUCUUAUACGGAACCGUUGGCACGACUAUGGUACAGAGUAUCACCAGCGCGGAACGGUUUGAGGUCGUUGAGGAGAUCGGAUCCGCUAGUUUUAGUGAUGAGCAAGACAACACAACCGAGUACUAUAUGUUUAAACUCGCCAGCAUGGACGGACAACCCAUCAAUAUGGGUGAGGCCGUCAUAGUGAAUCCUCAGCACUUCACAUCAGACUAUGUAGUACACAGCACUCAUGAGCGAGUGGCGGAAUAUCUCGGCAUCUUGCCUGUGGACACAUACGCAACAUUGAGAAACCACCAAUAAUUCGCCCACGGUGGCCACUGCCAUCGAUAUAUCAAAUAGUGACACAAAAAUUAUUAUAUGCAUUUGUUUGUGGAUGUAUACAAGCAUGUAUGUGCAAAUCACGCAUCUAUUCGCUUCCUGGCGCUGUACGACAUUUUGAUAUAUAAAUAAGUGAUCUGUUUUAUAUCUAGUUGUAGACAUGUUUGUGGGCUGACGUUCCUCGUUGACUACAUCACAAAUACAUCCAUGAAAUUUCCAUGCACGUGCCCUCGCCGUGCUGCCUUUAAAAUUGUCGAAGUCGGUACAACAACAACGAUAUGGCAUAGGGCCCCCACCAACCUACACUUGUAAAUAAAAUUACCGAUGAGUUGAUUCCUGAUAGGUUGUAAUGGCAGUAUUCGAAUCCAUAGUUCCAAGCAACUUGCAUGUCCGAAGAUCCACAUUGCUCAUUUCGCAAUCUCAAGGAGUAUACAUGUCCUAUCCAGUCGCCUCCGUUGCUUGUGACAAAAGUAUCUAUCACCCGUUUACUGAGUGCCUGCCUAUUUGAGGAUGACGGGCACUUGCAAAACAAAAAGUUGUGAUAGCUCUUG